Rattus rattus (black rat) is the source of this 1126-nucleotide messenger RNA. RefSeq names its product FAM3 metabolism regulating signaling molecule D (gene Fam3d). The coding region runs from base 103 to 774 and encodes 223 amino acids. The transcript is spliced from 10 exons. The record is from RefSeq and is a predicted model, not a curated record. NCBI's taxonomy places the organism in Eukaryota, Metazoa, Chordata, Mammalia, Rodentia, Muridae.
CUCGAGGCAUCAGCAGCUGAUUCAUCACCCCUUCAACACGCAGGCAGUAAAGACUGAGCCUCAGGUUAAGGCUGAUCCCAAGCCAUUCUUCACUCCGACAGGAUGAGAGUGGCAGGUCUGAUUCGUGUUGUGGCUUUCAUUUUCACCGUGGUUACCAUGUGGAUCUUCCUCCGCAGCUAUACCAACUUCAACAGGAAAACCAUCCGUCUGCCACGCUGGCUGGGCAUGCCCCCCAAGGAGACCCACACCCCCAAGUUCAAGUGUGGGCUCAGCAAGAGCUGCCUGAACAACUUCUUCGCAUUUAAAAUCAGCAGUGGAGCUGCCAACGUAGUGGGUCCCUCCAUGUGCUUUGAAGAUGAAAUUAUCAUGAGUCCUGUGCGAAACAAUGUGGGCAGAGGCCUGAACAUCGCUCUGGUGAACGGAACUACUGGACAUGUGAUGAGAAAGGGCAGCUUUGACAUGUACUCUGGAGAACCCAAACCCCUGCUGGACUUCCUUACAGAAAUUCCAGAUAGCACCCUGGUGCUGGUAGCCUCCUAUGACGACCCAGGGACCAAAAUGAAUGACGAAAUCAAGACGCUCUUCACCAACCUGGGGAGUUCCUACGCCAAGCAGCUGGGCUUCCGGGACAGCUGGGUCUUUGUGGGUGCUAAAGACCUCAGGAGUAAAAGCCCGUAUGAGCAGUUCUUAAAGAACAAUCCAGAGACAAACAAAUAUGAAGGAUGGCCGGAGUUACUAGAACUGGAGGGUUGUGUUCCAAGGAAAGUAAUGUAGGAUGGCCACGGCCCUUCUCGCCCAGGGAGUUGACCAAAGAAACACCCAACUGACUUGAGAGCAGAACCCAGGAGUGCUGGGUCCAUGCUGACAGGAGCCGACUGGGAGGAAGAAAGGAGAAGCCGUAUGGGAUGCUCCAAUCAUCCCCUGCACAGUGCGACUCACUUCCCCUCUAAGGAAGCAACAGUCCCCCACUGCUCCAUGGUGAGCAGCUUUAGGACGGGCAGCCACGGGGCCUGUGGAACCAGCUGUAGUGGAGAGAACAAGCCCCUUCAAGACUGCCCAUGGUUGUCUCCGGGAGGACUGGCUGCCUACCCUUACUUGAGCAAGAUUAAAUUCUAUUUUUGCUGAU